AUGUUCAGGUUGACAAGUUGCACGGUGGAGACAGUGGCGGCAUGUUCAAUGUUCGACUCCAGGCGCAGCGAAAGUUGCUUUUCAGAGAUGAUCGCCUCCGGGAUCACUGCAAGUGCCAAUGAGUACACCAUCCUUUUGCGUGCAUGUGGCAUUGCCCGAGAUUCCCAGAGAGCGGUGUUUUGGAUGCGACGAAUGCAGGAGGCCUGGGUGGAAGCUGACAUUUUCUGCAUGAAUGCGCUGCUAAGCGCCUAUGCUGCAGACAUGGACUACGAGGCAGCGGAUGAACUGCUGAGGGCAAUGGAAGCGGGCCUGCAGCCGCUUCCAGACGCUGCGAGCUACGCUGCGGUGGUUUCGGCAUUUUCUGCUGCGGCCGCUGCAAGCCGCAGGCGGCAGCUGCUGCAUCGAGCAGAAGAGCUACUGCUUCGCAGCCGAAACGUCAUGUUGGAGGUGCACGGCUCUACAUACUGCUCUCUGCUUCAAAGCAGUGCCCGGCUGGGUGAUGCAGAGUGUGUUGGCCGACUAUGGCGUCAGCUCAUCCACCUCAACUUUCAGCCAAAUCUCUCGACACGGCUGGAGGUGAUGCAGGUCGCCAGCAGCGCUCCUUUCCUGGGCAUGGCGCAGCUUGCAUGCCAGGCGGUCGAAGCUCCCCGUGAGGAGGCGCUGUUUUUGGCUGCGCGGCCGUUGGUGGAGCUUGGCGACUGGCGAGGCGUCGAGAGGCUGCUGAGGCACAAAGAGACAUCCAUCGCAGCAGCGCUGCUGCAGCUUCAGGCUCUGAGUGAAGCAGUUCCCAGGAACCGGCAGAAGGCCAUGCAAGCGGCGAGCGCACUGCUUUCCGCAGGAAAGCGCUGGGAGCUGUUCUCCUUCGUCGUGCACUGGGUGGACGAGAAGUGCAUGAACGUCGACCUGAAGCGAGCGCAGGCGUUACGCUGCAAGGCCCUUUGCAGCAGAGUGGGAGCAGCUCUGGAUGGCAACGACGCAGAAAGGGCAACCGGCUGGAUUCACAGGUGCCUGGCUCAGGUCACGUUCAACGAACAGCGCUUUUGGUGCUAG
Messenger RNA from Effrenium voratum, 1050 nucleotides. NCBI's taxonomy places the organism in Eukaryota, Dinophyceae, Suessiales, Symbiodiniaceae. The record is from the annotation of a GenBank genome assembly.